This is a messenger RNA of Arabidopsis arenosa, 457 nucleotides long. NCBI's taxonomy places the organism in Eukaryota, Viridiplantae, Streptophyta, Magnoliopsida, Brassicales, Brassicaceae. The record is from the annotation of a GenBank genome assembly.
GUUUUCAAUUGAGUCUUAGUCUAAUUGUGUACACACUUUCCCCAUACAAGAUUGGCGCAACAUUAUCAUAGUUCCUUAAAAAGUCUAAUUGGAAGAUCAAUGAUGGUUCCGUGCGUAUCAAGAAAGAAACAGAGGAUCACUUCAUUAGGACGAGGAAACGUCCAAUUAGUAACUGAAGAAGAUAAUGAUGAUGAGCUUGGUCACUCAACAGAUGAUGCUUAUAGUGAGAGGGAACAAAUAGCUAUUGAUGCACUAAACAUACUAAGCACAAGGAAUCCAGCAGCUGACAAUGAUGAUGAGCUUGGUGACUCAACAGAUGAUGCAGCAGAUCUCCAUGGUUACAAAGAUGAUUCUGACUUCAAAAAGAUGUAAGAAUUUCCAUGAUGAUGUUGUUUCUUCCUAGGGCUUUAUAACAGUUUCUUAUUCUAGUUUCGCUAAUUAAAAUCAGAACAAGGUG